AUGCUGCUAUUCCUUAUCACUAAAUAUUUGAGUGCUCUAACAAUAGUAACGUUGCUAUCAAUUGCUGAAAUAAAUGCACAGAUUCGUUUUCGUUUGUUAUCACACAGUAACUUCGCAGGCUUCAAUUCAUUGAAUGAUAAUGCAGCGGUAGCUCCUGCUCCAGGCGGUGCACGAGCAGCUCCAGCACCAGCACCAGCUCAAACAAGAUCGGAUCCUCUUGGUUCAUUACCUUCUGCACUUCUUUUGAUUUUGCUUGCAAGCAGAUUGACUGGUGGAGGCUCCUCAUAUCCUCAAUAUCAAUAUCCUUACUACAGUGGAUACGGAGGAUAUUAUCCAUAUACAUCGUAUUAUUACUCGUACUAUAGUCGCUCUCCAUACUACUACUAUUAUGGUUAA
Cercopithifilaria johnstoni is the source of this 396-nucleotide messenger RNA. NCBI's taxonomy places the organism in Eukaryota, Metazoa, Nematoda, Chromadorea, Rhabditida, Onchocercidae. The record is from the annotation of a GenBank genome assembly.